ACUUAGAAAGGGAGUAAAUAGAUUUUUUUUAUCACAUUCGAAUAAUAAAAAAAAUACCUUUUAUUUAAUGGUGGCAAUAAAUAAGAAGUAACCGUCAAUGUCACUAUGCCAGUAUGCUGUAUGCUACUUGUGUAAACUGCUUAUUUUAGCCGCGAAUUUUGUUUUAUUGUGAACUUUGGAGAGCGUAAAAUAUCACUGAAUAGAUGUUAUAAAAUAUUUUAAAUAAAUAUUUUUUUAUUAAAAUUUAUUGCCUAUAAUGGAGUUUUCAGAAUUAUUAACAAAGUUUUCUCAAAACUCUAAGAAAUCCAUUUGCAUAUUGAGAUUUGAUUCCCCUAUUGGAAAAAUAGUUGCAGCGGGUGAUGAUAACUUCCUAUAUGUUGUAGUUUUUGAAGACUCAAAAAACUUCGAGAAAGAAUUACGUGUUAUUGCUGAUAAUUUAUCAUGUAGUUUUGUAGAAAAAAAAAGUAAGAUUCUAGAGCAGUUCGAGUGUGAAAUCAAAGAUUACUUCGAUGGGAAUUUACGAAAGUUUACAGUUCCUAUAAAAACUUUUGGUACGGAUUUUCAAAAGGAAGUUUGGAAACACCUCCUGGAACUGCCCUAUGGCUCUACGCAGACCUAUGGGUCACUUGCCAAGAAUAUGGGUAGGGCGGCAAGCCAUUCUCGAGCUAUUGGUGCAGCUUGUGGUGCGAAUGCCCACCUUAUAAUAAUACCUUGCCAUCGUUUAGUUGCUUCUGCUACUAAUGGAGGAUUUAGUUGUGGUGUUAAUCGCAAGGAGUGGUUGAUAGAGCAUGAGAAGAAAUUUGUUAAGCUUUGAUCCUUGUUAUUGUUAGAGCAUUCCCUAAAUACCGAGGACACACAUACUUUGCUUAUGUA
Molecule: messenger RNA, 873 nt
Organism: Danaus plexippus (monarch butterfly)
Lineage: Eukaryota; Metazoa; Arthropoda; Insecta; Lepidoptera; Nymphalidae
Product: methylated-DNA--protein-cysteine methyltransferase
Exons: 2
Coding region: 257-814 (185 amino acids)
Biological process (GO): DNA repair
Molecular function (GO): methylated-DNA-[protein]-cysteine S-methyltransferase activity
Source: RefSeq, a predicted model, not a curated record